Trichoderma asperellum CBS 433.97 is the source of this 1455-nucleotide messenger RNA. Lineage: Eukaryota; Fungi; Ascomycota; Sordariomycetes; Hypocreales; Hypocreaceae. The record is from RefSeq and is a predicted model, not a curated record.
CUUUGGGAGGGACCCUUUUUUUUUUUUUUCUUUCCCAGACCCUUUUUCCUCUGGCGCGCAUAAGCUCAGCCCAGCCGUGGAGAGAGAGAGAGAGCCUCUGCAGCGCGGAAUAUAAGAUGCUCUAGUCUUCCUAGGACAUAUUUGUUUGGCGUAUUUUUGCGUGUCCACCUGCUGCUAGUCGUUGGGGCUUCCCCAUUUACUAUCCAUAAACUUGUUGCCAUUGCUAGCCGACUGUGGCGCCGUCAUCGGGUCUUUGCUGUCCUUCGUUUUUGCCAGAAUUGAAAUCGCAAAUCAAAAGAAAAAAACGAAGCCUUUCGCCAGUUCGUCUUGCUAUUGUCCAACAGCUGCGCGGGAGGCGAAGAGGUCAUGUCCACCACCGUAGGUGGUUUCGCCGCAGGCGCUCUGGCGGCUUGCGGAGCCGUCACAGUCACUCACCCGGCCGAAGUGCUCAAGAUCCGACAGCAGCUGCAGGGCGAGCUGCAGCUCAAAGGCGCGCAGCCGCAGUACUAUCGCGGUCCGAUCCACGGCAUCAGCGUCAUCGUCAAGAAUGAGGGCAUCAAGGGCAUAUACCGCGGUCUGGGCGCCGCCUACAUCUACCAGGUGCUGCUCAACGGUUGCCGUCUCGGCUUCUACGAGCCCUUGAGAAAGUCGCUCGCCACGCUGUUCCUCAAGAACGAGAACGCGCAAAACAUGGCCAUCAACGUCUUUGCUGGCGCCUCCUCCGGAAUCCUCGGUGCGGCUGCUGGCAGUCCCUUUUUCCUUGUCAAGACCCGUCUGCAGAGCUUCUCGCCCGUACGACCCGUCGGCACUCAGCACAACUACCGGAAUGCCUGGGAUGGACUGAAACAGAUCUAUCGCGGCGAGGGCUUCUUUGGCCUAUACCGCGGCAUCACUGCCGCCAUGGUUCGAACUGGCUUCGGCUCCUCGGUACAGCUGCCCACAUAUUUCCUGGCCAAGAGGCAACUGGUCAAGCAUGUCGGAAUGGAGGAGGGCCCUGCUCUGCAUCUUGCCAGCAGCAGCGUCAGCGGCUUCGUUGUUUGCUGCGUCAUGCACCCCCCUGACACCAUCAUGUCUCGUCUGUACAACCAGCACGGUAACCUCUACAGCGGCAUCUUCGACUGCCUCGGAAAGACGAUUCGAACAGAAGGAAUCUUCGCCAUCUACAAGGGCUUCAUCCCUCACCUAGCCCGAAUCCUCCCCCACACCAUCUUGACUCUCUCCUUGGCCGAACAGACUGCCAAGCUAGUCAGAAAGGUUGAACACCGCGUUCUGCCCAUGCUAGGGUAUGAGGAAGAGCGCCUCUAAAACUAAAACUCGAGAGAGCUUGCGUUACAAAAAUUCCGGGGUUGAAUACCCACUUUGUCGACCCUGUCAUUUAAAACAGGCUUGAUUUCAUCGCGUACAUUAUCAGUAUAUGUUGUUACGUCUUUAGGACUGCGGUCUCUGGUUAAUAGA